Alligator sinensis (Chinese alligator) is the source of this 2949-nucleotide messenger RNA. RefSeq names its product elongation factor 2-like. Gene Ontology annotation, cellular component: ribonucleoprotein complex; cytosol. The record is from RefSeq and is a predicted model, not a curated record. Gene Ontology annotation, molecular function: GTP binding; translation elongation factor activity; ribosome binding. NCBI's taxonomy places the organism in Eukaryota, Metazoa, Chordata, Crocodylia, Alligatoridae. The transcript is spliced from 15 exons. Gene Ontology annotation, biological process: translational elongation. Bases 188 to 2767 code for a protein of 859 amino acids.
AUGCGCGGAGCAGGAGCGCCGUCCUGCGCGGGAAGUGGGCACUCUAGCCCGCCGCCAGCUCUUCUCUGUGCUCUCGCCCUAUCUCGCCGGCUCUGGCCUCGUUCCAGUCCUCCUUGGUCUCGGCGGAGGCGGCGGCGGCGGCGCUUGGGGGGAGGGGUGCAGGCAGCAUCCAGAGCCAUCCGCCACGAUGGUGAACUUUACAGUAGACCAGAUCCGAGCGAUCAUGGACAAAAAGUCCAAUAUCAGGAACAUGUCUGUGAUUGCUCAUGUCGAUCAUGGCAAAUCAACACUGACAGACUCUUUGGUAUGUAAAGCAGGUAUCAUUGCCUCAGCCAGAGCAGGGGAAACACGAUUCACAGACACGCGGAAAGAUGAACAGGAAAGAUGCAUCACAAUCAAGUCUACGGCAAUUUCCCUGUACUACGAACUUUCAGAAAAUGACUUGGCCUUUAUCAAGCAGUCCAAAGAUGGUUCGGGUUUUCUUAUUAAUUUAAUUGAUUCUCCUGGACAUGUAGAUUUCUCCUCUGAAGUGACAGCAGCUCUUCGUGUCACUGAUGGUGCCCUUGUAGUAGUUGACUGUGUUUCAGGGGUGUGUGUUCAAACUGAGACUGUUCUGCGUCAGGCAAUUGCUGAGCGUAUCAAGCCAGUACUGAUGAUGAACAAGAUGGAUCGGGCUUUGUUGGAGUUGCAGCUAGAGCCUGAGGAACUUUAUCAGACCUUCCAGCGGAUUGUGGAAAAUGUCAAUGUCAUAAUUUCUACCUAUGGAGAGGGAGAAACUGGACCAAUGGGUAAUAUUAUGAUUGAUCCAGUUAUCGGCACUGUUGGGUUUGGCUCUGGUCUGCAUGGCUGGGCAUUUACCCUGAAGCAGUUUGCCGAGAUGUAUGUGGCCAAAUUUGCUGCCAAAGGUGAAAAAGCCCAACUGGCUCCAGCUGAGCGUUCAAAGAAAGUAGAAGAUAUGAUGAAAAAACUCUGGGGAGACAAGUAUUUUGACCCAGCAUCUGGAAAAUUCAGCAAAUCUGCCACCAGUCCAGAUGGAAAGAAAUUGCCACGAACAUUUUGCCAGCUCAUUUUGGAUCCCAUCUUCAAGAUCUUUGACGCUAUUAUGAGCUUUAAGAAGGAAGAAACAGCCAAGCUGAUCGAGAAACUCGACAUCAAGUUAGAUGCAGAAGAUAGAGACAAAGAGGGCAAACCACUCCUUAAGGCUGUAAUGCGUCGCUGGCUGCCUGCUGGAGAUGCCUUGCUUCAGAUGAUCACCAUACACCUGCCUUCCCCUGUAACUGCACAGAAAUAUCGCUGUGAACUUCUGUAUGAGGGGCCGCCUGAUGAUGAAGCUGCGAUGGGUGUCAAAAACUGUGAUCCUAAGGGCCCUUUGAUGAUGUACAUCUCCAAAAUGGUCCCCACAACUGAUAAGGGACGUUUCUAUGCCUUCGGACGUGUCUUUUCUGGUGUCGUUUCCACUGGACAGAAGGUUCGAAUCAUGGGCCCAAACUACACGCCAGGCAAGAAGGAAGAUCUUUACCUAAAACCUAUUCAAAGAACCAUUUUGAUGAUGGGUCGUUAUGUUGAGCCCAUUGAGGAUGUACCUUGUGGCAACAUUGUUGGUCUAGUUGGUGUUGACCAGUUUUUGGUGAAGACGGGUACCAUUACCACGUUUGAACAUGCACACAACAUGAGAGUGAUGAAAUUUAGUGUUAGUCCAGUUGUACGUGUUGCUGUUGAAGCAAAAAACCCUGCUGAUCUGCCAAAACUAGUUGAAGGUCUAAAGCGGCUGGCCAAGUCUGAUCCUAUGGUUCAGUGUAUUAUUGAAGAAUCUGGUGAGCACAUCAUUGCUGGAGCUGGUGAGCUACACCUGGAAAUUUGCCUUAAAGAUUUGGAAGAAGAUCAUGCUUGUAUUCCCAUCAAGAAAUCGGACCCAGUUGUAUCGUAUCGUGAGACAGUCAGCGAGGAGUCAACCCAGAUGUGUUUAUCUAAAUCCCCUAAUAAACACAACAGGCUGUAUAUGAAGGCCCGGCCCUUCCCCGAUGGUCUGGCAGAGGAUGUAGACAAAGGAGAUGUUGCUGCCCGUCAAGAGCUGAAGCUGCGCGCACGUUACCUGGCAGAGAAAUAUGAGUGGGAUGUGUCUGAGGCCCGCAAGAUCUGGUGCUUCGGACCUGAUGGAACAGGCCCAAAUAUCUUAGUUGACAUCACCAAGGGUGUCCAGUAUCUGAAUGAAAUCAAAGAUAGCGUUGUCGCUGGCUUCCAGUGGGCCACAAAGGAAGGCGUGUUGUGCGAGGAGAACAUGAGAGGCGUUCGUUUUGAUAUCCAUGAUGUUACUCUGCAUGCCGAUGCUAUUCACCGUGGUGGCGGGCAAAUAAUUCCUACUGCCAGGAGGGUCUUGUAUGCAUCUGCUCUUACAGCACAGCCCAGGCUUAUGGAACCCAUCUAUCUGGUAGAGAUCCAGUGCCCAGAACAAGUGGUUGGCGGGAUCUAUGGUGUGUUGAACAGGAAACGGGGUCACGUCUUUGAAGAAUCCCAAGUGGCAGGAACCCCAAUGUUUGUGGUCAAGGCUUAUCUACCUGUAAAUGAGUCUUUUGGUUUCACUGCUGACUUGAGAUCUAACACUGGUGGUCAGGCUUUCCCCCAGUGUGUCUUUGAUCAUUGGCAGAUUCUGCCUGGAGAUCCUUACGAUAUAAAUUCUCGUCCUUGUCAAGUCGUGGCUGAAACACGUAAGCGCAAAGGCUUGAAGGAGGGUAUCCCACCUCUGGACAACUUCUUAGAUAAGUUGUAACCACAUCCUCCACUUGUCAUAUGUUACAAUGCCUGGCUUCAUAUUACAUUUCCUCAUGAAACCAGGAGGGAAGUGGGAAGCUUGAGACCACCACAUUGAAUACAAACACAAGCCAACACAUUGCAAUUAUGUCAUGAUCACCUACUAAAGAAAGUAAAUAAAAUAAGUGUUCAGUUGACUGA